Molecule: messenger RNA, 794 nt
Organism: Sinocyclocheilus rhinocerous
Lineage: Eukaryota; Metazoa; Chordata; Actinopteri; Cypriniformes; Cyprinidae
Product: barrier-to-autointegration factor
Exons: 2
Biological process (GO): chromosome organization
Cellular component (GO): nucleus; condensed chromosome
Molecular function (GO): DNA binding
Source: RefSeq, a predicted model, not a curated record
UUUGUGGCAGAGCCCAUGGGGGAGAAGUCUGUGAUGGCACUAGCAGGAAUCGGUGAAGUUCUUGGAAAGAGAUUGGAAGAGAAGGGCUUCGACAAGGCAUAUGUUGUUCUAGGACAGUUCUUGGUCCUGAGGAAAGAUGAGGAGUUGUUUCGGGAAUGGUUGAAGGAUACUUGUGGAGCCAACACCAAACAGCAAGGCGACUGUUAUAGCUGUCUGAGAGAGUGGUGUGACUCUUUCCUGUAGUUGACUUUUUUUUUGUUGUUGUUGUAUAUUCAUCCUCCACAAGCUGACUUGUAUGCCAAAUACAUUUACCUCACUCUGUCAAUUCGACUUUAAGGACAAUUUUUGGAUGUAUUAAUAUUAAUUCUUAGAACAGAAUUGUUAUCGCACUAGAAGGUCUUUAGAUGGGUACACUUGUAUUAUCACUGCUCAUUUUGUGUGUUGCUCGAACAUCAUUCACACUGGAUCUUUAGUUUUGGGGGUAUGAUACAAAAUUAUCCAAAAAUCCAUUUAUAUGCAGUUCUGUUCCAGGCAAUACAUGCACCAGUAGUCCAAAUUCAAUAACACAGAUAGUUCUGCAAGUCUUCCUCCCUCUCUGUCUAUGACUUUUGAAGGUUUUAACUAUGUCCAAAAUGUGCCACAGUGCUUAUAAGCUUUUAAAGGUUUAUGUGAACUGGUCACUGUUCUCUGAUAUAUUACCCAAAGGAUCAGAUGCAUAAUGGUAUAAUUUUGCCGUAUGCUUUUAUGCUCCCCAACCCCUAAAUUGCCUUAAUAAAAAUCUGGAUUUGUUUUAA